ACGGGCCGGGGAACGGGGCGGCAGUGCGCAGCGGCGGCGGAGCAGGAAGAGAGCGGCGGGAGGAGCGAGUGCGGGGCCUCCCUGAGCCGCGGCCGUCGCGGAGCGCUCCGUGUGCGGCCCCAACAUGGACGAAGAGGGCGGCGGAGGAGGCGUGCCUGAUGAUCUCUCCAUAGAAGAAAGAGAAGAACUUCUAAAUAUUCGUCGCAGGAAGAAAGAACUGAUAGAUGAUAUCGAGAGGUUAAAGUUUGAAAUAGCUGAGGUUAUGACAGAAAUUGAUAAUCUGACCAGUGUGGAAGAAAGCAAAACUACACAGAGAAAUAAGCAAAUAGCCAUGGGAAGGAAGAAAUUCAACAUGGACCCUAAAAAGGGAAUACAGUUUCUGAUAGAAAACGACCUCUUGCAAAACACUGCAGAAGACAUUGCACAGUUCCUUUACAAAGGAGAAGGAUUAAAUAAAACGGUAAUUGGCGAUUACCUCGGUGAAAGAGAUGAAUUUAAUAUUAAAGUUCUUCAGGCUUUUGUUGAACUCCAUGAGUUUGCUGAUCUCAAUCUCGUACAAGCCUUACGGCAGUUUCUGUGGAGCUUCAGACUCCCAGGAGAGGCUCAGAAAAUUGACCGUAUGAUGGAAGCUUUUGCUUCACGCUAUUGCCUUUGUAACCCAGGUGUCUUUCAGUCUACAGAUACGUGCUACGUGCUGUCCUUCGCUAUCAUCAUGCUGAACACCAGCCUGCACAACCCCAACGUCAAGGACAAACCCACAGCAGAGCGAUUCAUCGCCAUGAACCGUGGCAUCAACGAUGGGGGGGACCUGCCUGAGGAGUUGCUACGGAAUUUAUAUGAAAGUAUUAAGAACGAGCCCUUUAAAAUCCCAGAGGAUGAUGGCAAUGACCUCACACACACCUUCUUCAACCCUGACCGGGAGGGCUGGCUGCUGAAAUUAGGGGGAAGAGUAAAAACAUGGAAACGAAGGUGGUUUAUUUUGACUGAUAACUGCCUGUAUUACUUUGAAUACACAACUGACAAAGAACCUAGAGGGAUUAUUCCAUUAGAAAACCUAAGCAUUAGAGAAGUUGAAGACCCAAGAAAGCCAAACUGCUUUGAGCUCUACAACCCCAGUCACAAAGGCCAAGUGAUUAAAGCCUGUAAAACUGAAGCUGAUGGCAGAGUGGUGGAAGGCAACCAUGUAGUGUACAGAAUAUCUGCUCCCACCCCAGAAGAAAAAGAAGAGUGGAUUAAGUCUAUCAAAGCAAGUAUCAGCAGGGAUCCCUUUUAUGAUAUGCUGGCAACAAGGAAACGAAGAAUUGCAAACAAGAAAUAGGACUUGAUCAGUAGCGUGUGUAUCUGCAUCGACUUCUACAUGGGCUACGAUGGAGAGAUAAUGUAAAUGUUGGGCAAACUAAAGACAGUAACUGUAAAAUUAUAUAUAUAUAUAAAUGCAUAUAUAUAUAUACAUAUACACACACACUUUACUAUGACAUAAAAUCUCAGCAAGACCUUUUGGAGAAGUUAUUAGUGUGUAAUUUGAAGUAAGCUUCAAAUCCCAGAGGAUAAUUUUCUUGGAACUUAAUGCAAUUGAAGACACGGAAGCUUUGUUUCCACUUGUGUUAGUUGUAACUACAGUUGGCUUGGACUGGGAAGGAAAGAACAGUAAAAUAUCCCAUACCUGUUUCUUGAGCUCAUUGCCCAUAAAUGGAAAAGUGUUUUAAGUGCUUUUCUCUCAGUUAAAUGCAACACUAAAAACUGGACUAGAGGGCAGCCGUGCACAUUUCCAUAGGCAGGAGACUUGCAGUGUCAGUUUUCAAGUCUUAUGUGUCUUGCAGUAAAUGAAGCCUUCAUUUAGAGCGUGUGCUCCACCUUCUGUAUUAACAGCUUUUCUUCUUUGGAAGUGCAGCUUGGUGUCAGGCAGCUACAGCAGUCACAAGUGCCAAAGGGUUGGAGUGAAUGCACUGAAACACAGACAGGUCCCAGCAGCACAGGCCUGUCUGCAGCCAUGACACUGCGCAGAGUGGUCUGGCAUUUGCUAGAAGGCAAAAACUCUUUACAGUCUGCUCACACAAUAAGCAGUGAGAGUUAAUGACUGACUUAAUCUGUUUUUAUAUAGUUGCAUCCUUCCUAUGUUUUAUAUAUAUUGUAGUUUAACACUAUUAGGAUUAAAGGAAUAAGGUGACAGAGCUUGCGUGAGUUGCAAGGGUUCAGGCUUUGCAUGUGAAAACACCCUGAAAUCAUAAUUUCACGUGCACUUCAUGAUUUUAAGGGAGAAAAACCAGGAAAACGUAAUCUUUCUGCAAGAUCCAGCCCUAGGGAGGUGAGCAGGCAGCACUGAUCCAUUUCUUUGCUUGAUAACAAACUUGGAACAUACAGAAAAUGUGGGUAUUUUCAUUGCAUUCUUAGAAGACAGAUUUUUCCUUCUACUUCAGUAGCUGAAGUUGAAAAUGAGUAGAUAUCCUUAUUUGUACCUGAAGAACAUAACCUUACUGUCAGUUACCUCCUGCCAUGAGCCCCUGCACGGUUUCUUGUUAACUUAUGGAAGAUUGUCACAGCACUUUCCUGUUGGCAGCGCACAGAACAUUCUUCAUUGCACAGUGAGGACACAAAGUGUUUUUACUGCUCUUCUAGCAGUACAUUUUUUUCUGUCUCGUUGACCCUGAGCCAUUCCUGCUGUGCCAAUGGAUGCCUGGGUGACCCAGCGUGAUGCCAAAGCAGUUUUGCUUCUUGGAUAUGUGACAGGGAAUUCUGCUGCACUGGCAAGAUGCUAAGUUAUCUUUUGCAAAUCUCAUUUUACCUUUAAAGAAGUCAGACUUGUGGUUGCUGUUUUACAGAUUUUGCAUUGCUUUGUGCAGGGUUUCAGCCUGUUUUGCUUUAUUGCAUGCUUCAGAACAAGGCUGAGACAGACUGCAGUCAUCUGUCCUACACUGCAGACUUUCCCCAGUGUGUGGGAAUUGCAGGCUGCUUGGAUGAAUGCUCAGAUCUGAAGCAAAACUCAGCCAAAGGAGGUAGAAUCCCAGUACUUAUUAUUAGUAAGUAUCACUGUGGGAUAUCUUUGUGUAAUGGAAGCCAUUUAAACUCUAUGGAAAUGAAGCUGUACGUUCUAUGUCUGUGAAGCAGCAUGAUGAUGCAGCUGCUGAUGUAAUGACUUUUCUGCUGUGCAACUUCAAGUUCUCCUUUGAAGCCAUGCACUCCCCAGUUCCAGCUUUGGAUGAGAUUCAUCAUGCAAACAGUGAUGAGCCCAAACAGGAGCCGGUGAGUGCAAAGGUGAAACACAGCAAAGUUUAUUCCUGGAGAAAAGUGAGAUUACCAAAACGUUAGUAAGCCAUGAAGCACUUUUUUUCUUAAUCGAUUCUGGUAUUCUUAGCUAUCUUCUGCAAGAAAAUGUAUUUAUUUAACCUGAUGAGGAAGUCUGCUGAUAAGCAUGAAGGAAAAGCCUUGAGAGUUCAUUUGCUGUACUUGGUUGGAAGUUCUUACAUCCUGCAGAAGCGAUUAUUUACAGUAACAGGAAUCUGAAGAUAUUAUAGCAAGAAAAAAAAACAUUAUUUUGUAGCAUUAAAACGUGACAUCUAAAACAGCUACUUGCGGUGCUCAAUACAGCUAUUUCAUUUACCAAAGCUGAUGGAACGUCUUGUUUGUAAUUAUAUUUGAUUUCAAAUGGUGGUUGUUCUUUUGUAACAGUAUUAACAUGGAGUGAAACUGGCCCAGAAUUUCCACUGGUCACGAGGCCAGUAAAACAAAGUGGCUUGUGAAAAUUUUGGCCAAGUUCAGGUACUAUUUUGAGGGUGAAGAAAAAAUGUCUCGCCCUUUCCCUUCCUGAUUGGGCUUCAAGUCCAGGUGUAGCUAUCAUGACAAGCUGCUCUGCGGCCUAAAGCAAUACUGUUAUGGUUUGGCUGUGCUGAGGAAAAGUCCCCUGGGAAUGACAGCCUUCUCCCUCCUGCUGCACUGAAAGCUGUGUAAUUGUUCAGCUCUUUGCUUUUACCGUUGCCUUCUGAAACUACAGGGGCCAGCAGGAGCCAUUACUGCUUCUGCCACGCGUAUGGCUCCUCUGAAUAUCCAGACCUGGCCGCUAACUUCAGCCACGGUGCCAGUGCAGUCUGGGGAGAGAACUGUAUAUAAAUACUUAAGCUCAGCUGGACUGACUUAAAUCUUACAAUAUUCUGACAAAAUAAGCUCUACGUUGGUUAACAUCUUGAACAGUUUUAAACCGGUACAAAACAACCUUUGUAAACCAAGCAGCAUUUAUAAUGCUUCAUAUAUAAAAACAAUACAUAUUUUUUAAAGUUUAUUACAUAUCUAUGUAGAUAUGCUUGCUGGAAAAGCUCGGUCUGUUGUAGACCAAAUGCUACAAAUGAAGACUUGUGGCUUACCAGUUUCUUUUCUAUAUUUUCUUGGAAAAUGUUUCUAGUUAGAGUUUAAAUAUAAAAUGUAAAUGCUGUACAGAUAUGUAUUGAUAUAAGCAUUACUUGGUGUACACAAGUGAUUUGCAUGACAAAUACUCUGUAUCAAUCAUUGUUAAAAAUGUAAUGGUCUGUGUAAAUCCACUGCAAUAUUAAUGUUGUCAUUUAUCAUUAAGACCUUUUGCUUAAACCUGGACAUCCUCAAAAAUAAAGUGUGAAAGUAUA
Molecule: messenger RNA, 4610 nt
Organism: Coturnix japonica (Japanese quail)
Lineage: Eukaryota; Metazoa; Chordata; Aves; Galliformes; Phasianidae
Gene: CYTH3
Product: cytohesin 3
Biological process (GO): regulation of ARF protein signal transduction
Molecular function (GO): guanyl-nucleotide exchange factor activity
Source: RefSeq, a predicted model, not a curated record